UAUGCAUAUAGCUCAGAUUGGUAUAGCUCUCGCCGUGGCUCCAAAUAUGGCAAAAGUGCAAGGAGCACUACUCCCUGACCGUGAUGGGCAAGCUGCAGGGCCCGUCCCGUUCAAGGAGGUCGCCGGCGUCGACGCCAUCCCGGCUCGCCCCGUCACUGAGCACGACGCCGCCAUCUCCGGCAUGCCGAGGCGCCUCGUCUACAACAACAGCCUCCCGAUCCUCUCCUACAGGGGGUUCUGGCUGCUGGAGGACUGGGCGCGGGGCACGGCCGCCAUGGCCGACGAGCGCCGCGGCGGCUUCGUGGCGCGCCCCGGCGACGUCGUGCUCGCGACGCUGCCCAAGGCCGGGACCACGUGGCUCAAGGCCCUCGCGUUCGCCACCAUGGCGCGCGGCUUGUUCCCGCCGGCGAGCCCCGACCACCCGCUCCGCCGCCUCAACUCGCACGACUGCGUGCCUACCGUGGAGAGUGGCCUGUUCGCGUGUGGGCGGGAGGGUGUGCUGGACAAGCUGCCGUCGCCGAGGCUCUUGAACACGCACCUGCCACUCUCGCUGCUGCCUUCUUCAAUAACCGACAAUGAUGAUUGUAAGAUCGUAUAUGUUUGCAGAGAUGAGAAGGACAGAGCAGUCUCCACAUGGCACUUCAUCAAGCGUAUCAAACGUAUUGGAUCAGAUGUGCCAUUCUCCGAGGUGUACAAGUCUAUCUGCGAGGGCACUUCUGCCUGUGGGCCUGUCUGGGAUCACAUCCUCGGCUACUGGAACGCAAGCAAAAAAGAGCCAAGUAGGGUACUCUUCCUAACAUAUGAACAGAUGCUCCAAGAUCCGAUGGGCACAAUUAGGCAAUUAGCAGAGUUCCUUGGGCAGCCGAUUUCUGAUGCCGAAGAAGAAACGGGUGUUGUUGCAGAGAUCGUAGAGCUUUGCAGCCUAGAGAGCAUGAAGAAACAAAAGAUCAACAGGGAAGGAUACCAGGGUGUCGGCAUUACGUUCUCGAACGAUGCCUACUUCAGAAAGGGAGUGGCAGGAGAUUGGCUGAACCAUAUGACCCUCGAGAUGGGACAACACCUGGACUCAAUCCUUAACGAGAAGUUUGAUGGGUCAGGGUUCACUAUUUGAUGCUUUCUCUAUGUUUCUUGAGAGGUUGUUUGAAUAAUCUGCUUCGGGAAAACAUCUAGUUUUCCUAUAAGCCACCUUUAGCAUGCUAUGUGGUAAUGUGGAAUUUCUCGUGUGGACUUUCAACAAAGAAUAAGCGUAUAAGGAGAACCAGUUCUCACUGUAUGGAGAAUUAUGUAACACUAGUCGUUGUUGACCCUUGCAUUGCACGGGUAUCAUUAUUUACAUUGUAGACAUAUGUUAAACCUUUAAAUUGAAAUUGCAGGAGUGGCUGAAAAGUUAGUUGAAAUUUUAAA
Oryza sativa Japonica Group (Japanese rice) is the source of this 1404-nucleotide messenger RNA. RefSeq names its product flavonol 3-sulfotransferase. Gene Ontology annotation, cellular component: cytoplasm. Gene Ontology annotation, molecular function: sulfotransferase activity. Gene Ontology annotation, biological process: sulfation. NCBI's taxonomy places the organism in Eukaryota, Viridiplantae, Streptophyta, Magnoliopsida, Poales, Poaceae. The record is from RefSeq and is a predicted model, not a curated record.